UCCCAGCCGCCGUUACAGCCAGCCUCCCCACUGCCGGCUCCUUCUCCUUACACUGAGCAGCCCGGAGGUCUUACUAAGCGUCGUGGGCCUGCGUGUCGUCCUGUGUCACCUGUUCGCGCUGUUCGCACUGGUCGUCGUGUUCUGCAUGAGCGUCCUCCUCCAGUCCCCGGCACGCACCAGAUGGCAACUUGUCCUUCCUUUGUUCCACUGCGUGUCCCUCUGCCUUCUCCCCCUUCGUCCUCUCUUGCUGACGGUCCGGACCUGGAGUCUGACUUACUUCGUGCUGCCAGGCCUACUGUCACGUGUCUGCUAGCCACUGUUGUCACUGAACCUUCGUUUGAGUCCGCUGAUGCGUUUGCCUUAGUUUCUGAGCUUGUCGACUUUGCUGCUCAUUGUCGUCUCGAUUACGCUGCUAGUCUUGUUGCUGAGUCAGAAUCUAUCUGUCCUUGA
Messenger RNA from Closterium sp. Naga37s-1, 450 nucleotides. The record is from the annotation of a GenBank genome assembly. Lineage: Eukaryota; Viridiplantae; Streptophyta; Zygnematophyceae; Desmidiales; Closteriaceae.